ACUGCUGAGUAACAAAUUCUGAGAAUCUCGAAAAUAGAUUACCUCGGAAAUAGCAGCUUGAAAUUAAUGGAGGAUCAAAAAAACCAUGCAGCGGAAGAAAAUCCCGCGCUCGACACAAUUGCAAGGUCUAGCGGGAAAAAUACGGUUCCCCAGAUCGAAAAAGAAAAUGACAACAGUUCUGGGCUUUGUUCUACGCAAUCAGAGCAGUUCUCAGGAAGUGUUUCUUGCAAUAUAGUGGAGCUCAGUAGUGAUGAUGAAGUGCAAAUCAUCGAUGUGAAAAGGAAAUCACCCGAGAAAAAUCUGCAAGCAGAUGAUCGAUGUACUUCUGGAAGGAUAAGUCCGAAAGAUACAACAUGUUCGGUUUGUCUCAGUGAAUAUGACAACAAAGCUUUUCUUGAUAAGUGUUUUCAUGCUUUCUGUUACUUCUGUAUUUUACAAUGGUCAGAAAUAGUAAGGACCUGCCCUCUGUGCAAAUCAAGCUUUACAUCAAUUAUUCACAGUGUGAAAUCUAUGGACAAUUACCAGCAGCAUUUUCUCUCCAAACCUGAUCCACAUGUGCUAACCACUCAGCAACGAUCUCAAAGUGAUGGAAGACGUUUCCGCUAUAGAACAACAGUAACUGAAGGACACAGACAACAGCAACAGCAACACGCCAGAAUUUUUCCGUGCUAAUCCUGCUUGCACCCACCGACUGAUUCCAUGGCUUACAAGAGAUUUAAGGGUGUUGUUGAAUGAUAUGGAGAGUCAUGUCAGUUUUGUCCUUCAGAUUAUUUUGUCUCUGAUUAACAAGGUUGAGCUUAGUUCUGAAGAGUUUUCUCGUCAACUACAGCCCUUCCUAUUUGAACAAACAGACCAUUUUAUCCAUGAGUUCGUGGGCUUUGCUCGUUCGCCCUUUGACAUGACUGCUUAUGAUGAGCGUGCGCAGUACAACUGGCAAAACGACACAGGUCAGGAACUCAGAGAUACGCCGACUGUGUUCCACAGUCAAACAUCAGGCUGGCAAACACCCGUUCCGGGUCCCUCGGGCGAAAGUCUGUCGCUAACAGACUGGAGAGGAGAUUCUCCUGCGUUGCAAACUGAAAACAACAGCUGGUCUCCAAGCUCAUCACCAGGCACAUCCGGACUAAAUGGUCGAGCUGGUUUGGAAACGGCUGUGACCAUCUUUUCAUCGAACUCGUCAGCUACUUCGCACACAACUCAAGUAGACGUUGAACUCACAAUAAAUGACGAAGCAUCCAACACGGUGUCUCAUUCUAACGGCCAUAGAAACAGGAAAAGAUCUUCUAAGAAAACUGUAGUAGAGGUGACACCAGUGGUACCGGAGAAGAAGAAGCAUCAACACCAUCAUUAUCAUCGCCAUUCACACAAACACAAACAUAAACACAAACAUAAAAGGAAAGAGCCUAAAAGAUCUAACGACAAAAGUAAUAGAAGCAAGCUUUUUGGUGAUACUAAUACCGUUGAAUGGGGCUCAGCUCCGUCUUUUUCUACACGUCCUUCUGUUUAUUCCUCGGAAUUUUGUUCACCUCCACCAGAGUUUAUCGUUGUCAGCAGUGAUACUUCUGCCUCUCCGGUAACUCCCACUGUUCGGCCAGGAUCAGCGUGCAACAACCCGACGCAGUUUCAGCGAAGGAAGGGAGGGUCUAGAUCGCACUCAAACUCUGGAUCACGACCGCUGUCUCAAAGAAAGGGAGGUUUUCAAGAAGACAAACGUUUGCGAAGGCAAUCUGGUCAUGUUAAACCGCGCUCAAGGGAUCGCUCACUUUCGGUAGAAGAGCGUGUGAUUAAAGAACAUCAUCGAGGGCGAUCGAAUACUAGCGAAAAACGGUUGAAAGCCGAUAGUGAACGCUUAUCUCCGUCUAGAAAAUCUGGUAAACACCGUCGAGAAAAGAUGAGAAAGUCCUCUUUACGCCCAUCCCAUAGUUACUGUCAAAGAACAAAGCGCGGCGAGAAAAUUCAAAAUAGACGAACGAAGGAAUAUGCUCGAUCUCGUUCAAGUUCGGAGUCUACCUCUCGAAAUUCCAGAUCACGACACUCACGAUCACAGAAAUCAAGGACAAGAAACUCACGAUCACGGGAACCACGAUCUAGAUCGAGAGGUCCGCAGUCAAGUAAAUCAGAAUCACGGGAAUCAAGAACGCGAAAUUCACAUUCCCGUUCACGAGACUCACAAGACUCACAAGACUCACGGUCUCAUUCACAAUCAAGACACUUCUCACGAGAAUACACGUCUCUCUUAUCGCGAAGGCACCACAGCGAUUCCCGUUCGCGGCGCUCUUCUAUAUCAUCGGCGAAAUCUGAACCCAGCGUAAGGGAAUUAGCUCCUAAUAGUAAUGAAGAUGCUCUUAAGAAGGAAAUUGUAGAUUUGGAAAGUCGCAUAGUGGCUGACAAGAAGCGACUUCUAAGGCUUCUUAUGAAAAAGGAACAAGCGGAAGCGGUAUAACCAUGACAACAAACUGAGAAUCAUUGACGAAAUAUAGCGAAUGGUUUGUCCAGGAAGUAAGGUUUUAAUUUGUAAGUGUUUAUCGAGAUGACAUACAUGUAAUUUUGGGUGGUAAAAAGGAAUGUUUUGAUUUAUUACAUUACUCGCAGCGCCCGUGGACAAGGUGAAGUGAAUCCUGUCUUUUGAUUGGCUACCCGAACGGGCAAGGUGGGCCCAUCUUACCCGCUUGGGAUUACCCGCAUUAAUCCCGCGCAUGAAAAAAUAAAUAAAUAAAUAGAAUUAGAACUUCUUUCGUAAUUCUUGGACAAUUUCGGCGAUGGAAAUGCAAGAAUCGGUAGAAGAUAGUCAAAACAAAGAACACAGAAACGGCCCUUUUCUGAGUUUGUUGUGCUACAAACACAGUUAGCUUUAUUUCCCGGCUGCUCUCGAAGUAAACAAUUCAUUCUUAAUUCUUAAGAAAGCGAGAUCUUCUUGCAAGACAAGUAAUCCUCUAUUAACCCAGCUUGUUCGCUCAAGAUGGCUGGAUAAUAGCCUCGUUCUUUUUUUCACAUUUUUAUUGACCUCGACUUCAUCUCG
This is a messenger RNA of Stylophora pistillata, 3019 nucleotides long. RefSeq lists its product as uncharacterized. The record is from RefSeq and is a predicted model, not a curated record. Gene Ontology annotation, biological process: protein monoubiquitination; protein polyubiquitination. Gene Ontology annotation, molecular function: metal ion binding; ubiquitin protein ligase activity. NCBI's taxonomy places the organism in Eukaryota, Metazoa, Cnidaria, Anthozoa, Scleractinia, Pocilloporidae.